AACUGCGCAUUACAACGAAUUGGGUUCUGUCGACUAGCGAGAGACGCAGCGACCAAGGAGGAAAGUUCCGGGGCGGGUGCGAGCCGAUAGCUUUGUGUCGGCUGGUUUCCAUGGAGACGGAAACAACCGUUGAGGGUGCUGGGAAUCUGAGCUAACCCAGCUCCUUCAUCUCCUCGGCCUCUUCUCCUCCCCCCCCCAUUUAAAUUUUAACCAUCUGUAGUUUGGAGAGAGACUGUCUUCCGGCUCUUCCUGGUUUGUAGAUGCGGUGUUUUUCCGGGCUUAUAUAGGAUUUGCGAUUUUUCCUGUCACCGGUGGGGCUGGGAGCAGUGCGGAAAAGCUCUUUGAUAGGGAGGAACGCAUCUGAUGCAUUUCAUGCAGAAAGCUACGUUCUGGUACUUUUGAAGGAAAUGGUGCUGCUCCAUGUGAAGCGUAGUGAUGAGAGCCAAUUUCUGUUUGAAACAACAGGCAGUACUUCCAUUGAAGAUCUGACAUUGGCAGUAACAAGGAUCUACAAUGGGAGGCUCAAAGUUCAACGUGUUUGUGCAGAACUGGAAAUGCUGGCAGAGCAUGGUAUUUUAUUACCUCCCAAUAUGCAAGGCCUGACGGAUGAACAAAUUGAAGAGCUGAAGCUGAAGGAUGAAUGGGCAGACAAAUGUAUUCCAAGUGGUGGAAGUGUUUUUAAAAAAGAUGAAAUUGGGCGGAGAAAUGGCUAUGCUCCAAAUGAAAAAAUGAAGCAGGUUCUAAAAGCAACAAUUGAAGAAGCCAAGGCAAUAAUAUCUAAGAAACAAGUUCAAGCUAAUGUAUGUGUUAAUAUGGAUAUGGUGAAAGAUGCACUGGACCAGCUCCGAGGAGCUGUGAUGAUUGUUUAUCCAAUGGGACUGCCUCCAUAUGACCCAAUUAGAAUGGAGUUUGAAGAUAAGGAAGAUCUGUCAGGAACUCAUGCUGCUCUUGAGGUUAUUGAGGAACCAGAGGCACAGUUAUGGUGGGCAGCAAAGGAGCUGAAAAGAAUAAAUCAGCUUUCUGACUAUGUGGGCAAAAAUGAAAAAACCAAAAUUAUUGUCAAGAUACAGAAGAAAGGACAAGGUGCUCCAGCCCGUGAACCAGUUAUAAGUAAUGAAGAACAAAAACAAAUGAUGCUUUAUUAUUACAAAAGACAAGAGGAACUCAAGAAAUUAGAUGAUGAUGAUGAUGAUUCCUGUUUAGAUUCUGAAUGGGCUGACAGUCGUGCCUUGAAAAGACAUUUUCAUGGUGUAAAGGACAUCAAAUGGAGACCAAGAUAAAGUGAUCUGCAUAGACUGUUUUAUUUUUAACAAGAUUAAUUGAUCUAUUGGGUAUACUGGAAGUUUGGAUGCAAAUACAUGCAUUGUAUUUUCUUAGUUCCAAUUCUGUAGAAGAGAUGUUUUGUGUGAAGUUUAGUUGCAGUAUAUCCUCAGAGUCUUAUGAACAAGAUACAUUUUAGCAGUAGAAAAGCAGGUGUUCUACUCUAUUUUGGAAAUCAGUUUUCAUAGGCUAUCAGAUCAGAUGUUUAUAUUUUAGUUUUCUAAGAAAACUGUCAUGCUAAUAAAAAGGUUUGUCCUUGAUCUGCA
This is a messenger RNA of Eublepharis macularius, 1586 nucleotides long. It is a transcript of the gene CFAP298, whose product is annotated as cilia and flagella associated protein 298. The coding region runs from base 408 to 1280 and encodes 290 amino acids. The record is from RefSeq and is a predicted model, not a curated record. Lineage: Eukaryota; Metazoa; Chordata; Lepidosauria; Squamata; Eublepharidae. The transcript has 8 exons. Gene Ontology annotation, biological process: regulation of cilium movement.